AUGGCUGUUAAUUUAGGUUGGUUGGCCAGAAAGAUUGUGAGAAAUUGUCCUCGUUUUGAGAUUCGCCGCUUCGCUGCGGCCACAGGAAACUGCUCCACUGUUCUGACCUCCGUUGCCUCCGAAAUAACAGAAUCCGCUUGUCUGGAUCUGUGCUUGGACACCCCCGGAUGCAGGGGAGCGGCUUAUGACGGCAACGCAAGUGUCUGCACUGUUUACGACUGCGGCGAUACAUUUACCGAUAGCGAUUCCGUUUUUUACCAGCGAAUAUGCGUCGAAGACUGCGAGCGAAACGUUACUCAGACCUGUAUCAACUGCCUUAUAUCUCCCGAUUGCCAAAUGCCCUUCGAAUUAACGCAUUACGUCGGAAUAGGCAGUGAUUGCUUGGCACAGUGCAAUUCCUCCGAUGAUUGUAGCGUCAGCUUGUAUUUAAGGUCCUCUUCUCGGUGUUACGUCUACAACUGUUCACGUCUCAGUUUGAACUGGGGAGGUAUUGCCUACAGGAAGACUUUCAACGCAGAUUGUCCUCGUUUUGAGAUUCGGCGCUUCGCUGCGGCCACAGGAAACUGCUCCACUGUUCUGACCUCCGUUGCCUCCGAAAUCACAGAAUCCGCUUGUCUGGAUCUGUGCUUGGACACCCCCGGAUGCAGAGGAGCGGCUUAUGACGGCAACGCAAGUGUCUGCACUGUUUACGACUGCGGUGAUACAUUAACCGAUAGCGAUUCAGUCUUUUAUCGUCGACUAUGCGUCCAAGACUGCGAGCGAAACGUUACUCAGACCUGUAUCAACUGCCUUACAUCCCCGGAUUGCCAAAUGCCCUUCGAAUUAACGCAUUACGUCGGAAUAGGCAGUGAUUGCUUGGCACAGUGCAACUCCUCCGAUGAUUGUAGCGUCAGCUCGUAUUUAAGCUCGUAUUCUCGGUGUUUGUCCUACAAUUGUUCAAGACUAAGUUUGAACUGGGGAGGUAUUGCCUACAGGAAGACUUGCAACGCAGAUUGUCCUCGUUUCGAGAUUCGCCGCUUCGCUGCGUCCACCGGAAAUUGCUCCACUGUUCUGACCUCCGUUGCCUCCGAAAUAAUAGAAUCCGCUUGUCUGGAUCUGUGCUUGGACACCCCCGGAUGCAGAGGAGCGUCCUAUGACGGCAACGCAAGUGUCUGCAAUGUUUUCGACUGCGGUGAUACAUAG
Mya arenaria is the source of this 1182-nucleotide messenger RNA. RefSeq lists its product as uncharacterized. Bases 1 to 1182 code for a protein of 393 amino acids. NCBI's taxonomy places the organism in Eukaryota, Metazoa, Mollusca, Bivalvia, Myida, Myidae. The record is from RefSeq and is a predicted model, not a curated record. The transcript is spliced from 6 exons.